Meloidogyne enterolobii is the source of this 873-nucleotide messenger RNA. Lineage: Eukaryota; Metazoa; Nematoda; Chromadorea; Rhabditida; Meloidogynidae. The record is from the annotation of a GenBank genome assembly.
AUGGAUUGGGGGAAAGAAUUAAAAAAUCUCAAGAUUAGUGAUAAAAUAAAAUGCGAUUCUGAUAGUGAAUGGGAUAAUGAAGAAUGUAUUUUAAAAGAAGAAAAAGUAACAGAAAUAAACGAUCCGGAUUUGGAUUGGGAAAAGAAAGCAGAUCGUGGAUUUGCCUUGAAAAUCGGAAACAAAAAUGUUAUAGAAACAAAAGCAGAAAGAUAUGCUGAUGCUUUUGGUAUCUUAUUAACAAAUAAUUCACCGAGUUCUUCGAAUUCGCCUCAAUUAGAGCAUGAUGGAAAGAAGGAAACUUUUAGCGAGGGCAAUUCUGUUCAUUUAAUACAUAGCGAAGACGAAUCUGAUUGGGAACAUAAGGAAGAUUAUGGAAUGGAUUGGGGAAAAGAAUUAAAAAAUAUCGAAAUUAGUGAUAAAAUAAAAUGCGAUCCUGAUAGUGAAUGGGAUAAUGAAGAUUGUGUUUUUAAUGAGAAUUUAAAACAGAAAGCAGAAAAGGAAAAAGUAACAAACAUUAACGAUUCGGAUUUGGAUUGGGAACAGAAAGCUGACUCUGGAUUUGACUUAAAAAUCGGAAAGAAAAAUGCUGUACAAACAAAGGGAGAUAUAAAAUGUGACUCUCCCAAAAACCUGGACAAUGCUUGGGAUGAGGAGUGUACAAUCAAAAAUUUUGUUAAUAUAAAUCCACAAAUGAAUAAGCUGAAUAAUCAUAAUGCUAUGGAUAAUAAAACAGAAAAUAAAUUGAAAAUUCAAGGAGGAAGUAAGGAAGUUAAAAAGAAAGCCACAAAAGGUAUUUCAAACGAUGCUGAUAUGGAUUGGGAACAAAAAGCUGAUUUAAUUGAUCAGAUAGAUUGGAAGAAUGGAUUUAUUUAA